This is a messenger RNA of Microplitis mediator, 2332 nucleotides long. RefSeq names its product electron transfer flavoprotein-ubiquinone oxidoreductase, mitochondrial (gene Etf-QO). The coding region runs from base 163 to 1980 and encodes 605 amino acids. Gene Ontology annotation, cellular component: mitochondrial inner membrane. Gene Ontology annotation, molecular function: electron-transferring-flavoprotein dehydrogenase activity; iron-sulfur cluster binding. The transcript is spliced from 7 exons. NCBI's taxonomy places the organism in Eukaryota, Metazoa, Arthropoda, Insecta, Hymenoptera, Braconidae. The record is from RefSeq and is a predicted model, not a curated record. Gene Ontology annotation, biological process: electron transport chain.
UCGCUCUAAUCAGUUGUGUUGUGCUGGUGUCUAAUCAACAGACGUAACAAUCGCCAAAUAAUAACAAAUAAUAAUAAUAAAAAUAAUAAUACACUUGUUGGAGUAGAAAUAACUUUCGGGGCCAAUUAGUCUGGCCCAGCUGUGAGUUACCAGUGUGUAACUAUGGCCUGUGCUUUGAAAACCAUUAAAUUUGUCAAACAAAUUCAGCAAUUGUCCAAAAGAUCAUUUUCGGAAUCAUCGUUUCCUAAAAUUACAACUCAUUACACAGUAGUACCACGUGAAAGUGAUCCAAGAUGGAAAGGCACAAACAUGGAGAGAUUUGUCGACGAAACAGACAUUCUGAUAAUCGGCGGGGGUCCAGCUGGACUGUCAGCAGCAAUUAGAGCUAAAAAACUAGCCGAGGAGUCGGGACGUGAUUUACGUGUGACAUUAAUCGAGAAAGCUGGAACUGUUGGCAGUCAUAUACUCAGUGGCGCUUGCAUUGAUCCAGUUGCUCUGAAUGAAUUAAUUCCAAACUGGCAGGAACUCGGUGCGCCUCUAAAAACACCAGUUACUGAGGAUAAAUUUGCAUUGCUAACAGAAAAGGGCCGCAUACCUAUUCCCAUUAUCAAAGGAAUGCCCAUGUACAAUCACGGGAACUACAUCGUCAGAUUAGGACACGUUGUAUCGUGGCUGGGUGAGCAAGCGGAGGCAGCAGGUGUUGAAUUAUACGCUGGGUACGCAGGCUCUGAAAUUUUAUAUCACCAAGACGGCUCGGUAAAGGGUGUAGCGACUAAUGACGUCGGUAUAGCCAAAGAUGGUUCGCCCAAAGAGACGUUUGAACGUGGGAUGGAGCUUCACGCCAAGUGUACGAUCUUCGCUGAAGGCUGUCACGGGCAUCUGACGAAACAGGUGUCGCGCAGAUUAAAUUUACGAUCAGAUUGCGAGCCUCAGAGCUAUGGGAUCGGUCUCAAAGAGGUAUGGGAAAUAAAUCCAGAAAAACAUCGCCCUGGUGCAGUUGAACACACCGUUGGUUGGCCGCUAGAUAAAAACACAUACGGUGGAUCCUUUUUGUAUCAUUUGAAGGACGAGACGCCAUUAGUUGCUGUUGGAUUCGUCGUGGGGUUGGACUACAGUAAUCCAUACUUGCAUCCAUUUAAAGAAUUCCAGAGAUUUAAACAGCAUCCGGCUAUCCGUCCGACCUUCGAAGGUGGAAAGAGAAUAGCGUACGGAGCACGAGCACUAGUGGAAGGCGGUUUCCAAAGCAUACCGAAGCUUCAAUUCCCGGGCGGGUGUUUAGUUGGCUGCACUGCGGGAUUUCUCAAUGUACCCAAGAUCAAGGGCGUACAUAAUGCCAUGAAAAGCGGGAUGCUGGCUGCCGAGAGUGCCGUGGAAGCGAUAAUUGAGGCAGAGACCAGCACUUCGACUACUAGUGGUCUCGAACCCAAGACUUAUACGGAUAAAAUAAAAAACAGUUGGAUUUGGAGUGAGCUGAAGGCUGUGAGGAAUUUCCGACCCAGCUUCCACUCUAGCUUGGGAUUAUACGGAGGUCUGAUGUACGGAGGAUUCUCUAUGUUAAUGAGGGGCAAAGAGCCAUGGACGCUGUCACACGGUGGUGCUGAUCAUACUAAAUUGAAACCAGCGUCUCAGUGUACGCCUAUUGAAUACCCAAAACCUGAUAAUCAAGUGUCAUUUGAUUUACUGUCGUCUGUUGCACUUACUGGCACUAAUCAUGAACCUGAUCAACCUCCUCACUUAACUCUACUCGACGAUACUGUGCCAGUUGAAAAAAAUCUCGCUAUCUACGAUGGACCUGAGGGGCGUUUUUGUCCUGCCGGAGUAUAUGAGUACGUACCAUUGGAAAGUGGCAAUGGCCUGAAGCUACAGAUCAACGCUACCAAUUGUAUACACUGCAAGACAUGUGAUAUUAAGGACCCGAGUCAGAACAUCAACUGGGUGGUGCCUGAGGGCGGAGGUGGACCUGCUUACAACGGCAUGUGAGAACUCGACAUCAUUUUUCUUAAGCUUUCCUUCUUUUCUUUAUACUAUAUAUCUAUUUACUCCAUUUUUAUUACUAUUACUCUCCAUUUAUUAUUUUUUACGUCUUCCAUUAUAUUAUUGACAGUAAUAAUUUAUAUUAUAAUGAUAAUUAUUAAAAUAAUCGGGCUGCUUUCAAAAAGCUUUAAUUAAAAAUAUAUUGAUUAAUCAAAGACUUAUUCGAGGAUUUAAAUGUUUUAUUUAAUAUAAUUAAAUUUUAAUAAAUUGUUAAUUACUUUUAAUUUAAUAUGAAAAAUUAUUAUUUGUUGGAUUAAUUUUUUAAAUUUUAAUUUCGUAUUAUACUGAUAAUUAACAG